Bipolaris maydis ATCC 48331 is the source of this 429-nucleotide messenger RNA. RefSeq lists its product as uncharacterized. The record is from RefSeq and is a predicted model, not a curated record. NCBI's taxonomy places the organism in Eukaryota, Fungi, Ascomycota, Dothideomycetes, Pleosporales, Pleosporaceae.
AUCCAUCAUCAGCACUAACAACUUUGCGCUUCAUUCAAAGCUCUCCUGAACUCCUUCUCUUCUUCAAUAUUAACCUUAUAUCUGGACAUCAUGGCAGUACUCAGCUACCUCCUCAUGAUCAUGGCUGCUACGGGUAGUGUUAUGGGAGCUGACGUUCACGUCUGUACGGAUAAAAACUAUGGCGGGAGAUGCCAGUACUGGGUCAGCGCGCAUGGUUCCUGCGUAACCUUUUUGGCCGCUGCUACCUGGGACAAAAAGGCCAGCUCAAUCUUCAUGGGUCCAGCGGACAGUAAAGAGAAGUGCUACUUCUACGAUGGUUGGGCUUGCGACGGAACUCGAGGAGGCCCUAUUACUGCUGGCGGGCCUAUCUCGGACUUGACGCCGCAUACGUGGAAUGAUCGCAUCAGCUCCUUCAAAUGCGUUGAUUAA